UCAAAUUAAAUCACCAAAAAUAUACGAAACUAAAAGCGAGCUGAACUGAACGCAUCAUUUAAUAUUUACAUGACGUUUAGUCAGAAAGGAGUGAAGAAAACACAAAAUGUUUGCACAGAUUUCACAGGGACAAACAGAUUCCAAUAAUCCAGUUCUGUAUGAGGAAGUAAAACUGUCCAAGUCAGCCAGGGAAAGAGAAAAGUAUGAUAACAUGGCAGAGCUUUAUGCAGUCAUUAACACACUGCAGAGUUUAGAGAAGGCUUACAUUAAAGAUGCCGUUCAACCCAAAGAAUAUACAGCUGCUUGCUCAAAACUGCUGGUGCAAUUUAAGGCUGCAUUCAAACUUGUUCAGGGGGACUUCCAAACAGUGGAACAGUUCAUGAAGAAAUACAGGUUGGAUUGUCCAGCUGCUCUCGAGAGAAUUAAGGAGGAUCGACCAAUCACAAUCAAGGAUGGUAUUAGUCAAGGAAACACUAGUAAAGCAAUUGCAGACAUUGUAUCUCUAUUUAUUACUGUAAUGGACACCUUAAGAUUAGAGAUAAGAGCUAUGGAUAGGAUUCAACCAGAUCUCAAAGAACUAAUGGAAACAAUGAACAGAUUAAGUAUUUUACCCAAAGACUUUGAGGGAACUCAGAAAGUUAAGAAAUGGUUAGAUAUAUUUGAUGAGAUGUCAGCGUCUGAAGAACUUGAUGACAACCAGGUCCGACAGAUUCUGUUUGAUUUGGAGGCUGCCUACAAUGCCUUUAAUCGCAUCCUUCAUGACCACUGAAAGAGAAAAUCAAAACGCAAAGGAAAUAAACAAUAUUGCCAGUGUGACAGUAGGCCCUUGUUAUCAUAUUCUCCAAAACAGGCAUGCUUGUUACUGUUUCCAUUAACCAGGAGAAUUUUUUUUUUGUUAAGUAUACUACUGUUCAUUGUCAUAUUUAGUGAUAAACAGUAAAUGGAAAAGGUAAUGGUGAAAUUCAUUGGAAAAUGUUGAUUUUCAAUGUGUGAACAAAUGUAAAAAUAGAUCAUAGAUGUAGGUAAGAAUUCCAGCAAAAAAAAUGUUAUUUGAUUUACUUAAAUUUUGAAAAUAUAAACUUGUAAUACUAGGAUUUUAAAAAAUUUUCAUACUCUGUUUUUUGUGAUUCUUUCAAAAAUAAGAUGGAAAUCUAAGUUAUGCUUUGAAAAGUGGUAGAAAACAAGGCUUUUGUUCAGUGUUUUCUGUAAGUUCUUUCAUUCAGUAAACAUGUAUCGCUGUGGGCUAUUGGAAUUUAAGUAUGCUUGGUCUUUUUUUUCUGUCAACUUGUGUGCUGUAAAGCACUUGAAUACAUCCAUACUACAUCACCAAUAUAAAUGUUCUCUAUACUUUACUCUUAUAGUAUGUUUAUUCUUUAAGUCAAGCACUUGUAUUUUAACUAAUAAAUUCUGAAAAAAUCUUCAAUGGACCACAAUAUCAGUACACAAGAAAUGCUGUAGUAAAAUUACUUCUUUUCCCCAUUACAUGAGAGUUGUGCCUAUGUGAGUUUUUAAACAUUGUGUGUUGUUUUAAACAGAUCUGAUGUUUUUUCUUCCAUUUUGUCUUAUCCAUAACUAUGACAAGAAGUGAGAAUUUUAAUGGCUUGCACUGUUCUUCAUGGUCACUUUGACCAUUUAAAUAUCUGGAACAGUAUGAAUAUACAUGUACAUGUAUUAACUUUGAACAGUUUUUGUGUUUGAAACUCAUCAUUAAAAUUAUGCUUCUCUUAACAAGUAAAUCUUGUGCAUGAAAUUCCUGGAGUGCUUUUCAUUAUAUUGGGCUAUAUUUAUCAUUAGAAAAGUUUGAGAAUGGUAAGAUUGCUCUUUGAACAUGUUCAUUUGUGUGUAUAUUCUUCAACAUACUGUAUUGCUUAAUUUUUUUAAAAUUAUUUUUUUUUUGUUAUGCAUACAAUGUAUCAUUGUUGUCUUAAAACACUGUAAUGCACAACAUUGCAGUAAAGGAAUUAAACUUUCUCUUCUUUGACAACCACAAAAUACAUAUUUUUAAAACUUUUUUUCCUGCUACUCUUGCCUGGUAAAUGAUUUUAAUUUACAUCUAUGACAAAGAAAUUAAGUAGUAUUUAUCAUGAUUUACUCCACACUGUUAAAGGAAUGAACUUUUAGAGAACUGGUCUAGAAUCAAGAAAUAGGAGCCAGAUUGUAGUACCCUUGUAUAGUCUCGGCUAAUACAGUACUGUUCUGAGACUAAUCUUGUAGAUAAAGUAUCUGUACUUCUUGUAAUCUGUGAUACUGAGAGAUGAUGUAAAAAUACGUUGUACAGUGUACUAUUUGAUCCGGGAAGGGUCAGAAUAUUGUAAAUAAAUAAACAAUAAAAUAUUAAUAUUGUA
Messenger RNA from Saccostrea cuccullata (small rock oyster), 2345 nucleotides. RefSeq names its product vacuolar protein sorting-associated protein 28 homolog. Bases 107 to 769 code for a protein of 220 amino acids. Gene Ontology annotation, cellular component: ESCRT I complex. The record is from RefSeq and is a predicted model, not a curated record. Gene Ontology annotation, biological process: protein transport to vacuole involved in ubiquitin-dependent protein catabolic process via the multivesicular body sorting pathway. The transcript is spliced from 9 exons. NCBI's taxonomy places the organism in Eukaryota, Metazoa, Mollusca, Bivalvia, Ostreida, Ostreidae. Gene Ontology annotation, molecular function: protein-containing complex binding.